Cajanus cajan (pigeon pea) is the source of this 711-nucleotide messenger RNA. The record is from RefSeq and is a predicted model, not a curated record. NCBI's taxonomy places the organism in Eukaryota, Viridiplantae, Streptophyta, Magnoliopsida, Fabales, Fabaceae.
AUGAGCGUGUUGGCUGGGAAACGCAAGCGCCAGGACUUGGCUUCGUCGCUAUCUGCAACACUGAGCAACGAGGAGCGCGUUGUGUACAACAUCAUUAGGGGUAGGAAGGAGAUGGGGAUAUGGCAGGGAGACAUAAAGCGAGAAACCAACAUCCCCGAUAGCCUCAUGAAGAAAUCCAUCAAGAUGCUUCUCACCAAGACCCUCAUCAAGGAGGUCGUCAACAUCCAAAACAAGUCCAAGAAGGUGCUCAUGGCAGUGGAAUUUGAACCCUCCAAGGAGAUCACUGGUGGGGAGUGGUACACUGAGGGCAAACUUGACACGCAGUUAAUCGAAGCCCUGUCUGAUGUUUGUAUGAAGCUCAUUCUUCGCCAGAAAGUCGCCACACGCGAGGGGAUCCUUGACUGGAUUAGGAAGGUUGGGAGUGAGAUUUUCCCUGGUGGAGUCAGUGCAGGGCAGGUGGAACAGAUUUUGAAGGUUUUGGUUAUGGAGAACAAGGUGCAGGAGGUGAAUAGUACCGGCUUUGGGGAUUUUGCUUCUGUGCCUGUUGGUGAAGUUUGUUAUAGAUUGGCUAAGAAGACUGGUGGUGAGGUCAAAGUUGGUGCCAUGGCUUCUAUUCCUUGUGGGGUUUGUCCAAGGAUUAAUGCUUGUACACCCGAUGGUGAUAUCUCCCCAAUAAAUUGUCAAUAUUAUCAGAAAUGGCUGGACUUCUAA